This is a messenger RNA of Labrus bergylta (ballan wrasse), 6311 nucleotides long. NCBI's taxonomy places the organism in Eukaryota, Metazoa, Chordata, Actinopteri, Labriformes, Labridae. The record is from RefSeq and is a predicted model, not a curated record.
AUGGAUCUGUUUGAGUUCGACUUUUUCAGAGACUGGGAGAUUGAACAACCAUGUCAUCUGGAACCAGAACGCAGUGCCCUCAAGAGGAAAGAGUGGGAGAGGAGGAACCAAGAGGUCCAACAGGAUGAAGACCUAUUCGCAACUGGAUUCAACCUGUUUGGAGAACCUUAUAAAACAAAUAAAGGUGAUGCGUUGGCCAACCGUGUCCAGAACACACUGGGCUCCUACGAAGAAAUGAAGGACCUGUUAACCAGCCAUUCUAACCAGAGCCACUUGGUUGGAAUCCCAAAAAGCACCAACAACCUCCAGACUCCAACCACUUCAACAACAGAGAGACCUGCCCUGGAGUCCCAGCUUUUCACUGAAGAACUAAGAGGACAAACAGGUGGUGGGGGGGGAGCAGAGGACGUUCUUAUGACUCCUGGUCUAACAACUCCCAUUUCUGGACUGACUACUCCUACUUUUCCACCUGGUAGUGUUUCUGGGAAGCCCAUCGCAGUGCAGCAAAAGCCCACAGCAUAUGUUCGACCAAUGGAUGGCCAGGACCAGGCACCUAGUGACUCUCCCCAGCUUAAACCCUCUCUAGGGGCCAAAGAAGGAUUUAACAACAGUCAGACUUAUGGAGGGAACUCUGGAAAUGUGAAGAACAAACUGCCAAAACUGAGUCUCAGCCACACAGGGGAGGAGAUGACACAUUCCUGGCCUCCUCCUCUCACUGCCAUACACACUCCUGGGAAGGCUGAUCAUACCAAGUUCCCCGUCCUAAACAAGGAGCCACUGCAUGUGACCUCAGGCUACAACUCUCAGAAACGAUGUAGUAUAUCAGCAAACAAGCCGGCCGCUAAACCUCCAACUGCACCACAGAAGUCAAUGUUGGAGGACGACCUGAAGAUCAGCAGUGAUGAGGAGGAGGCCGAACAAAAGGUGUCUGACAAACCCAAAGCCAGAGGCACUGCCCAAAGUGGAGCAUCAGGGAGCAGCAGUGAAUCAGAGAGCACCUCAGAGUCUGACACAGACGAAUCAGAGAGCAGCUCCAGUGACAGCGAGUAUAAUCCAGCCUCCCGUACAAACACCCCAGAGCCGGAGCCACCGUCCAGUAACAAGUGGCAGCUGGACAGCUGGUUGAAUAAGGUCCAAGCCCAAAACAAACCCCUGGUUCCCUCACAGCAGGAACAUCAUGACACAGGCUCCAUCACCCAGGAUCCAGACACUUUCUCUCCUUUGAAUGAAGCACAAGAAGUGGGUGCAGCAGCCAAGACUUCCCCAUGCAGUUCCAACAGCAACCCUGUCGAAGCUGCCCCAAAGGUUGAACACACAGAUACAAGGUGCACCUUCUGCCCUAGCAAAGAGAAGGCCAAGGCCAAGCCCAGCCAGAAGGCCUUAGGGGAGGGCCAGAGGUCAAAGGUGAAGCUGUCGUCAGGCCUGAUGUCUGGGCCAGAGGUCACAACCCCAAGAAGGAACACAACAGGAAAGAAACAGCCUAGACCGACAGAGACAUCAAGUAGCCUGGAGGAUAAUCAGAACCAGACAUGGAGCAGAUUAAAUCAGCAUAGCCCUGCAGCUAGGGAAAAGGACAUGUUGCCUCCUCCAUCACUGGAACAUCAGAACCCCUCAAGGACACGAAGCAAACCACCCAGUGGGAAAACAGCCCCCAGGAAAGAACCUCGAAGUGCUACAAACAACAACACAGUUACUCCACCAGCAGCACCACAGCAGACAGCGGUGCCACCACCUGCAGAAAAGAGGAAACACAGAAGUACAAGCAACAGAAUCGUUCCCAAGUCUCGAGAAUUCAUCGAAACAGAUUCCUCCUCCUCCUCUUCUGAAUGCCAGUCAGAUUCAGAGAAAGCCAUCAAAAUAUUCCCUCUGCCGCCUCAGACGACACACUCUGUGAUAAACACACAGACUCUGUCCAAUGCACACGUGCACACUCCCCCUCUCCCAAGCCUUUCCUCUGGUGGCACUUCAGGCACUAUAGGAACAUUUGGAGGAAAGGGACUUCCAGUCAUAGAUGGUAGCAUUGAGACCAAUAACAGUAGCGGCAGUAGUAAAAGUAGCAUGAGCAGUGGUAGUAAAGGCAGUAGUGGUAGUAGCAGUAGUUCCCUAAGCAUUAUCAAUGUAAGUGGUUCAUUUGGUAUUUCGGUACCUGAUCCUGGAGGGUCAGGGGGACAGUGCAAAAACCUGAUGCCCAUGUCACCACCCUCCGACAUGGGACACAAGGUGCCUCUCUCCCCCUUAAGGGAAUACAAAGAGAUAAAAUGUUUAUGGGUGAAAAUUGACCUGUGUUUACUCAGCAGGGUGCCUAGCAAGGGUCUGGGGGAAAGAUCCAGAGCGGGAGAAUGGGACAGAAGUGAGAGGACAGAUACAGAGAGGCUGAAGGACAGGGAGAGGACCGGGUUGACAGAGAAGGACAGACAAAAGCAGGAAGGGAAACUAUGGCCUGUACUGAGUGAGAGGCAUAAGUUAACUAAAGUGGAAAAGGAAGAAGACACAGAUAUAUUAAUGCCUGAGAGGCAAGAUGACAGAGGGAGAUUAACAGAGAGAGAGAAGCAGACUGAAAGAGAGGACAGAGAGAGAUUAAGGCUUGCGGAGAGGACAGACGGGAGGGAAGGAGACAUUGUGAGCCAUGGUCUGGAGGUGCUGGACAACCCCCCUGUGCACGAGCAGAGUAAUCCUUGGCUGGCAAGGAGGACGGAGAGGGGAGAUAAAGGAGGCAAACAUAGGAGGCAUGCACCUAAAAAAACAGUUUUCCUGAAUGAGAAACACACCAGCAAGAGCAAGAGGAAACACAAGUCGGACCCCAGUUACCCAUCAGUCGAAGCCAAUAAGAAGCUGCGAUUGGACAAAGACUGCCAGCUGCUCCCACCGUGCAUCUCUCCAAUACACAACCACAAGAACAACAACACAGACCCUUUUAACAAGAAGCAGUCUCGACACCACAAUGACAAGCUGCUUCCGCCGCUCCUAUCCCCCCUCUCAGAUGACCCACCUCACAAACAAGACGGCAGUUCCUCGCUGAGCCAAGAGGCUAGCACCACCACCUCUUCCACUUCCACUUCCUCUUCCUUACACAGACACAGGAGAGGUGAAGGCAAAGGAUCGUCACAUGCAAAAAAUGGCAGUAAAAGUGAUACCCAGGCUGAGCAGCUCAGUGGAGACGGCUACCAUGCCAAUGGACAUAAUUUGGAGGUGUGGACAGAACCAGCGAUGGAAGCUGCUGAACUUCGCAGGCCAAGACUGUCAUUUAGCGACACGGUCCACGGUGCAGACUACUACAUGCAGGAGGCCAAGAGGCUGAAACAUAAGGCUGAUGCAUUGAAACGCGUGGUCCACGGUGCAGACUACUACAUGCAGGAGGCCAAGAGGCUGAAACAUAAGGCUGAUGCAUUGAUGGACAAAUUUGGUAAAGCCGUGAACUACACAGAUGGUGCCCUCUCCUUCAUAGAGUGUGGAAAUGCGAUGGAGAGAGAUCCACUAGAGGCCAAAUCCCCAUAUACUAUGUACUCUGAGACUGUCGAGCUAAUCAGGUAUGCCAUGAGGUUAAAGAACUUCACCAGCCAUUCAGCCACCGUCGCUGAGAAGAAACUAGCUAUGUUGUGUAACCGCUGUCUGUCUCUGCUGUAUCUGAGGAUGUUCCAUCUGAAGAAAGACCAUGCUGUCAAGUACUCCCGGUCGCUCAUGGAGUACUUCAAGAAUUCAGCCAAAAGUUCCCACCAAGCAACCUCUCCCUGGAGGACCAAUGGGAAGGUCAAAGAGACUCCAUCUCCCCCAUCACUCAGCCCCUCUCCAGCAAGCAAUGGAGGAGGAAGCGGAGAUGCAGUGGGAGGAUCUGGAGGCUCAUCAGGCAAUGUGGCGAUUCCUCAACGGAUUCACCACAUGGCAGCCAGUCAUGUCAACAUCACAAACAACAUUCUGCGGAGCUAUGACCACUGGGAGACAGCUGACAGACUAGCCACUAAUAGCCAAGAGUUUUUCCAGGAGCUGGACUUAGUGAUGGAGCCAUUGAGUCAGCAGAGCAGCAUGACUGAACUGGUCCGGUACAUCAGACAGGGACUACACUGGCUCCGCUUGGAGGCUCACCUGCUCUAAGAACUGGUCCAGCACAAGAUGAAGAUAACAAAAAGAAAUAGGCCUGGGAAGUCCAAGUGCAAUAAAAAGUCAGAGGAGAUUCAGGAAGAUGUUUAUAUUCCUGACACCACCAAUGUUAAUAUAAAAGCAUAGACGGGUUGACUCAUUUCACAGAAAUGCCCAUGCAGUCAGAAACUGAAGGACUUACUUUGUAUUUUGAAAUAGGAAUCAAGGGAUAACUUUGCCUUUAAGAAGUGUAGGUUAAAUUCCUGAAAUUGAAAUCUCCAAGAUAAUAAAGAGGCUCAACAGUUACUGAUCUGCUCAAGCAGUGGCCAGUAAAUGUGUUUUAAGUUGGGACAAGGAGUAAAGCCUCAGGCUUCUAUUGAUCAGAAUAAAGUAUCAAGGAACCUGCUGGUAAAGGAAGGGUUCAGCUACAACCAGAAGAGCUAAUAAUAAUAAUAAAGAGGCAGAAAUUAUUUCAGUCAUUAAGUCAGAGCCGUUUGUGACCUGGAAUUUGUGGUUUUCUGAUUUAGAAACAUCUGGAGUCCGAUCUGGAAUAUGUUAGUACAUUGCAAGCCUCACAAGUUGAAUAUGAAGAAGUCUGUAGCUAGACUGAGGAGGACAAGACUGUGUAGGGUUGUCAGCUGAACAUGGACACGUCAUGGUUCUAUAAAUGGGGGCACUCUUCAAACAGAAAAGGCCUUUCACAAGUCUUAGUUUAUUAUUAAUGAGAUUGUAUGAUAUUGAAAUCCUGUAAUUUCUAAACAGUUAUGCACCCACCAUGGUGUCAAACUCUUGCUAAAGCAAAAAACGGCAAGUCUGAAUAUAAUUUGAAACAAUAAGGCUUAAUGAGAUCUAAUCACUUUAAUCUCAUUAAGGCUCGUCUUUGUUUCCCCUUGUCCGUCAUGUGCAGGUGUUGGUGCAAAUAUGUAUACCGCUGACUGCCAUGUCUAUCUUAAGCACUAUCUGAUUGGACAAGAAUGAUUUUUGUAUAUUGUGUAUAUUGUAAUGUACAUACUGGAAUUCUUGUGAUUGUUUUUGAGUCAAUUGUGAAAAAUUCCCUGUGGAUCAAUCCUAUGAAACACAUUUUUUUCCAUGUGAGUAUGUGUGUGUGUGUGUGUGUGUGUGUGUGUGUGUGUGUGUGUGUGUGUGUGUGUGUGUGUGUGUGUGUGUGUGUGUGUGUGUGUGUGUGUGUCUGUCUGAGUAUUAGUAACUCUGUGCCUGAAAUUACACAGACACAUACGAUCAGUUUUUUAACCCUUAUUGGCAAAAAAGGAAACUCUUUUAUUUUAAAAAAUUAAAUGGCAUUGGGUUAGAGACUUCAAAUAUUAAAGUCAACCCUGGAUUACUAUGAUGAAGUAAUAGGGCCACGUUAAAGACAAUAAGGUAGUUGUUUAUUUUGAGAAAAAAGACAUAAAAGUUAGCUAUAAUUAAACCAAAUGUUCAUUUAAAGGUUCGUAUCAGAAUUGCAGCCAGCCGUAUGCAAUAAAAUGAAGGACCUGGAGCAUCUUGUGAAAUUAUACUUCAGUAUAGGUUUUACGUGUAAGGAAAUACUUAUUCUUAUGGCACAUUGGCACCACAUUGUCAUAAGUAUCAGGACUUUGGAAAUACUGUGCAAGAAACAGAGUCUACUGUAUCUAAAAGAAAGAACCUUGGUGAGGAAAAAGUCUCUUUUGUUGUGGAAGAAACAACUUGCUCACACUGGCAAUCUGUACCUUGCCUGAGCACGCUUCACCCCUAAAGUCCAGUUCGUUUGACCAGUGUGACCGCUCUGUGCCGUGCUCAGGCACGGUACACUUCCUUGGCCAUGGCACACUUCGGAGAGGUGUGCUCCGGCACGGUACAGUUCAUGCACGAGCACGUGGGUAAACAACAUAAACGGCCUUCAUUAUGGAGAAAUCCGGAGUGUUCCAUCUGUAUCUGACUAAAAUGACUCAAAGUAAAGAAAGAAAGUCAUGUCAUGUUCUUCGAUGUGCGGACGCGGACUCGGCUGCGUCUGCACAUCAAAGAGCUCAUAAUGCUUGGGCUCAUAAUGGAAAGCCAAUUUGCUCCUGAGGUUCCCUAGCCUGCAAAUCAGUCUGUGUAGAAGCGGGCCAUGAUAAAUGACCGCAGACAUAAAAAGCGUGAAAGGUCACACAUAAUACUCUUCGUCAACCAAUUGAAAUAAGUCACAGAGCUCCCCAAAACAUUUAUUUGAAGUUUCUUGUUAUAAAUCCACUCUGAUACUGUAUUUGAUUUUGCCU